Molecule: messenger RNA, 9532 nt
Organism: Synchiropus splendidus (mandarinfish)
Lineage: Eukaryota; Metazoa; Chordata; Actinopteri; Syngnathiformes; Callionymidae
Gene: mbnl3
Product: muscleblind-like splicing regulator 3
Exons: 8
Coding region: 4882-5928 (348 amino acids)
Molecular function (GO): metal ion binding
Source: RefSeq, a predicted model, not a curated record
UUAAUAUAAAAUAAAUACUUUUAUUCCCUUUUCAAUGAAUAAUGAGCAGAUCAAACCCAGAAUGUAAACUUCAUUCAUCACUUAUUAAAUAUCGGAAUGUCUCGCCCAAAACAAUAAACUCCAUUCGCUUUGGAUUCGCCUGAGGUUCGCCUCAGUUAGCGUUCACUCGGUUAGCUUCUUGAUAGCAUUCACUGCAGAGAUUUAAAGCCAAGCGACUUGUGUUACCACGGAGGCCAAGUCGGUAAAUGCACAUGUUGUGAAUUGUAAUUUGGGUUGUCAUUUUACUUGUAUUGCCAAAUGACAGAAUCACAACAAGUAGUGUGAUUUUUUUCAUUGUGAUGUAAAAUUGAUAAAAGUUCUAAGAUUAUUUAUCAUAUAUAAAGAGCAUCUUAUUUCAAAAAACAAACAAAAAAAGCAUAAUUUGAUCGUCUGAUCAUGAUGAUAUCAUACAUGCCCAUAUUGACCCAUUGUUGGCCUGAUUGAUCGGUGCAGCCCAAAAAAAAAUCUCUAAACAGAUGAGUAUCAUCAGGGCUGGACUAGUUCCUGGUGUGAUGUUAAAAAAAAAUCAUUGCCAUGGACUUGCUUAUCAGUCUUUUAUUGAGGAGAAUCAUUUACCAACUAGUGAAGAGAAGAAAUGAAAUGCAUGGUUAAAAAAUGGUGUGCUUUUUGGGAAGGCUUCUGAAGUCUACGUCUGGAAGUGGCUCACACCUUCUUCGAGUCAAAUGUGAAUGCUGUCUCUGUGUCUUCUGUCUCUUGCCUUUCAAACAAACACACCCUAAGCUGGCAUGUCACUCUCCUGGUGUCGCUUGGCAUGAUUCAGUCUCGUUCUAACGGUCACAACUGUCUGAUAAAGUGGUGACCAAAACCGAUGUUUUAAAGGGCGUGGGGUGGUGAGUCGAAAUUGUCGGCUGAACAAUCAUAAGGGUGGUUUGAUGUGGCCUUGAAUGAGGAAGCAGGGUGUUGCAGAGCCACGGUAGUGCAGUGGAGAGAUGAUGAUUAAACCGUCACUCUUCGGGUCUGUCAUGAACUCAUGAGGUCAGAUAUGGGUUUUGGCAGAUUAUGAUGUUUGUGAAGGCAGCGAGUCAGGUAGAAGGAGCCAUUUACUGGUGUACAGUGAAGACUAUGUUUCAUUCAUGUGGCCAUCUGGUCAUGUAAAUCCACUGCCAGUCUGUUACUGGGUUCAUAGAAAAAUGCAUCCAUUAAAAGAGUCGCCAACACGUGUGAAUGCUUUUGGACUGAGCAAAGACACAGACACAAAACAGACCUGAAAUUGUCAUGCGCAGUCGCCUCAUCGCUGUUUUGUCAGUCAUGGAAUUUGACUACAAGUACUGCUGACAUUAUAGCUAAUCUUUAUUUAAAAUUGAUGCUCGAAGGCUAAUAUGAAGAGAAUGGUGCCAGCUGGGUGACAUUUGUGAUCGAAGACUGUCUGCAAAAUAAACAUGGAGGUUGACAUUUGCAAGGUCAGCUGACUUGUAUGACUUUCACUCUGUGUUUCAAAGGUUGGUAGAAUUAGGGAUGAGUGUGUUUGUAUCAACAGAAAAGUUGGGAUGUGAAGUAGCAAGGCUCAGAGGUGUGGAGGAGGGACGUCAUGAACAUGAAUGUGGAGCGGGGUGAGCACGAAUGAUUCAUAUUUAUGUCUUUUCUAUUGAUCUAAACUGAGUUUUGGUCAAAUAGAAUAUAUGAUGGUACAUCACAAUGCUUCUGCUACGCAGUGCAGCCGAGGCAAAACUCUGGUUUACCUCUGCUGUGGAUACUUCAGGAUGAUUGUUUAACUGCAGACCAACUCUGCUGUAGUGCAAUUUCAGGACAGUUAAAUAGGAUUCGGAUCACUUCCUCAAUAUCUCUCAAGUUUCUCUGAACGCUUCAUCUGGCUAGAACUACGGUGGUCACCAUUCAGUCAUGGCGAUAUUGACUCCGAUCGAUGAAAUGAAAGUAUUAAAUAAUCAGAGAAAAAACAACGACAACCUCCUGUCAUGGCUGUCUAUGAGAUCAGACCCAGUUGCUGAAUUGUUGCAGGUUGACAGAAGACUCGGGAGAUCGAGAGUAGAUUUAACAAGGUUUAUUAGCAAUUACGCAAGAACACAAAAGACAAAUCGUUGAACCAAGGGCGCCGACACCAGAACACUGAAGGGCAGGGGAAAAACCCGGGUGUAGAAAUCAGUGGAGUCUGAUUAGUGGAAUGGGAUCCAGCUGCGCUGCUGUGAUGCUAACAAGAGAGAAGGAAAAGGAAACGACACAAUAACAACAACAAUAACAAAAUAAAAGCACUAGAGAAACAACACAUGACAUCCCCAGCAGAGUUUGGCUGACAGCAGUGUCUGAAAGUGUGCCGCUCUUAAAUAUUAGUUUGCGACUCCAGCUCUGUAAACUGUCUGGCUUUCAGGCACGCAGUGUCCCUUUAGUAAGAGCAACCAGACCCCCCCACCAACUCCACUCAACAACUCUAAAGUCUUCUUCCUCUCUGCUCACUUGUAGCGCCCCUGACACGUCCACUAGUGUGUUCAUGGAGGGCAAAUCACAGAAUUAGUUUAGUGGCUAAGUUGGACCUUGGGAGCAUUGAGUUUAGAGCUCCAAUAUGAUUCAUAGAAUGAAUGCAACUCUGUGAUGAUUCCUAUCAAAAUAUAAAACCUAUUAUUUAUUUAUUGUAUUUUUUGAAUGCAAAUGUUUGAAACCUCAAAAUAAAUCCUUUAGUUAUAAUAAAAAGAGUCCACCUGUGAUGUACAUUUGCGACCGAACUGUGUGUCCCUGACGCGGCUGCUCUGAUGCUGCAGAGUGAACCAGAGAGGAGCCUGCUGCUUUCCAGGAACAGAAACGUGCGUGAUGUGGAGACGUGAGGAGCUUUGCUGCAGAGCACCUUGAUAACGUGGGACAGCGAGUGCACUGACCUUUCUGAACGCAGGACAUGCCGAGCUUACAGGAGAGGGUGUCCUGUCCUCUUGAGUGAAGUUUGUAUUGAUCUGUCGGGCAGCUGGGGAGGAGGGGGGCGUUCAGACCAGCAUGAUGAUCAAGCACAGGAGCAAUUACACCUGCUCAUCUCUCAAGCCGCCUCUUUUUGGCUGCUGUGCGUCUUUGUUCUAGCCGGCUACAGUGGGCGGACAAAUUCAUUUUACCACCUCCCCCAAUCGCUGCUUCUCCCACUCCACUGCAGUGUUCUCCUUCUGGGAUGUCUAUCUGCAUACACACACUCUCUCUUUCCCCCCUGCCGCUUCCUCCGUCUGUGUGUGCCGCCAUCAGACGCAGAGACAGAUCAUAUCUGCACCACCAACCCCCACUUCUCCGCCUACUAUUUUUGUGUUCUCCAGUUAUAUUUCCUCAUUUUUGGAAUGUUCAACUAUCCCCCAGAGUGCAGUGCGAGAAACUCCUCGCUCUGGAACAACCUUGAAAGUGAACUUUCAUUUCUGCCUCGGUGGUUGCGUCUGUUUUCAGCCUUUAUCGCCAUCUGUAUUCAGGCAGUGUCUGGACACGUCACUCCGUCCAAACCAACCGCGCCGCGUGCUUUAACGCGCACAUCACUCUGCUGGCAAGUCUGUGUUUGUAUUCGACACAACCACCACACCUGUCCCACCACAGUCGUCAUGUCGGAGUCCUUGCACAGUUGGGGGAAAAAAAAGCAUGUGGCUUGGGCAUGACUUUGCUGCGCCGGGGUGGAACGAGGGAUGGGCUCUAUGGAGGGAGGAGUUCCUGUGGAAACCGCCUGAUCAUUGGCCGUCGGUGCGCUCUGCCUGCCUGCAACAGUCUGCCCAAUUGGCUGCGGCUCUGCACUGAUCACAGCAGCUGCAGUUGUGAAGAAUUGCUCCGUCUCUUUCUGUCUCUUUUCCUCCUCCUCCUCCUCCUGUAAUAGCUGUCGACUGUGGCUCAUCACUGUCAAGCGCACGUGCCAACCCGCGCCGACUCAAGGACACUGCUUUUCACUGUAUGAUUCAUGUCAAGUUAGUCAAUAACUCCCUGCUCUGUGGAGCGCAGGAGUGCUGAAGUGACGUCUCUGUCCUGCCUGCAGUCUCCCCCGCCUCUCUCUUUCUCUCUUGUAUCACUUAAUCAAGACAUAGCUUGCCCUUUCCUGUUCAUUGCUGCCUCCCUCCCUCCCGUAUGCUCGGCUCCCUUAUUUGUUUGUCCUCGCUUGUUUCUCCGUGGCUUUUUCCCUUCCACCCUCUCGCCUUCUGGUCCUCAUCACCUUCCGUUUAGCCUUGAAACUGCUUGCACGAGUCCGCCACCCGAGGACGAGAGAACGAGGCGAAGAAACACGGAUGAAAGGAUGAAAUAGAGAGUGAGAAGAGGAAGCGAAAGUAAUGUGCCUAUUGAAAGAAGUCGUCCACUGCUGCUGUGUAGCUGCGGUGCUACUAUCUGCUGCUGUGUGACAGCUGGAUGAGCUAAAGACGGAGUCUGUUUGGCCUCGCUGGGAAGCUAUAUUUCUAUCUGACAACCCAAAGCCAUGUUGUUUGAGCUGCAGCCUCCACAUGCUGUGAGCUGAUCCUCGCCUCGUCUCAACUCAAGGACACCAUCGUUUCCAGAUUUUUUUGUUCAACACAGACGAUAAGACCUAGGGAUAUAAAUCUAUCGGCCAUGUUGACGUGACUUUGACUGUAACUUCCGGGGGAAUCUGUUUCAUCGACUGGCCUGGUAAAAGUCGCUGACGUUAACCAGCCACUUGUUGGGGCUGAAAACAGAAGUAUUUCCCAACAGUCCAGAAUGCCAGAGCGAUAAAGUCGAGUCAAGUUUUUUAAUGACAGAGCUGGCCUCUGCAUGCGAUUCUCACUAUCUCACGACUUCAGCUGACAGUUUUCCCAGGAAAGAGCCAGCACGCCGCACUCCCACAGGGACCUGAAGCCACCGCAUCAGCUUGAGUUUGCUCUCACCAAACUUGAUGAGCAGAGUUCUCUGGUGAUGGCCGGCAGCAUGAACAUGGGUCGGGACACCAAGUGGUUGACCCUGGAGGUGUGUCGGGAGUUUCAGAGAGGCACCUGCUCCAGGUCUGAUGCUGACUGCAAGUUCGCCCACCCUUCCCGGAGCUGCCACGUGGAGAACGGCCGAGUCAUUGCCUGCUUCGACUCACUCAAGGGUCGCUGUACUCGUGACAACUGCAAAUACCUGCACCCACCCCCUCACCUGAAGACGCAGCUGGAGAUUAACGGGCGGAACAACCUGAUCCAGCAGAAGGCUGCCGCCGCCAUGUUGGCUCAACAGAUGCAGUUCAUGCUGCCCGGAGCUCAGCUGCAGCCCAUCACAACAUUUCCAGUGUCGCCUUCUUUGGCCACUGGCUCCAGCAUGGCGUUCAGUCCCUAUCUGAGCCACAUAGGUCCAGGUAUGGGCUUGAUGCCUGAGCUGCUGCCCAGCACCCCCCUCCUGGUUCCUGGUAGUCCCACAAGUCUGGCAUCCAUUGGAAACGGCACAGCAACACAGAAGCAUGUGCGCUCAGACAAGCUGGAGGUUUGUAGAGAAUUCCAGCGGGGCAACUGCUCCCGGGGUGAGAGUGACUGCCGCUACGCUCACCCCCUGGAGGCUGGCAUGGUGGACUGCAGUGAGAACUCCGUCAUCGUCUGCAUGGACUACAUCAAGGGGCGCUGCAGUCGAGACAAGUGCAAGUACUUCCAUCCGCCCGCCCACCUGCAGGCCCGGAUCAAGGCUUCGCAGCACCAAGCCAAUCAGAACUCAGCGCCUGCUGCCUUGUCUCUACCACCAGGAGCUGUGCAGCAGCUACCAAAGAGGCAGCUCCUAGAGAAGAGUAACGGAGCUCCUGCCACCAUCUUUAACCCCAAUAUGUUCCACUACCAGCAAGCUCUGGCCAGCAUGCAGCUCCAGCAGCCAGCCUUCAUCCCCACUGUUCCCAUGAUGCACGGUGCCACCACCUCCACUGUUUCGUCGGCCUCGACCUCAAUCACCAAUGUUCCUUACGAAUCGACCGCCUCCGAUCAGACCCGUCAGAACUCCUGACUCCAGAUCCGGUGGAGCUCCAGUGCGUUCCCAUGGAAACCCACUACUGUCCCGUCCCCAAACUGCUGAUGGCGGCUCCAGUGGCCGUAAAUCCUCUAAGCCUUUCCAGAAACGCCACUUAAAAGUCAGAGAGAUGUUUGCGCUGGCUGUGCCGUCGUCUCCCUGAAGGUGGCGAGACGUGCCUGACACACAGCGCACAUGGGACCCGUCUGUCGGGGCGUCUGACUUUACGUCACGUGACACACACACAGAGCUGAAUGUGGCGGACCUUACUCAGACUUGAACGACAGCCAUACAAUACAGACUCCUGCUCGCCAACACACGCGUCGAGACUUUCCUCGAAGGGAUUGGAGCCAUCUUUUCAAAACAAGGACGUUUAAUGAACUCUAGUAAUCGACAUUCCUGCGACGUAAUCCUGACUCAUGACUUUCCGGCCACUGAUGUACACGUCUGUUCUCCACAUAUCUUCGUGACACAGCAAUGAGAUCAUUUGUUUGUGCCUUUAUCAACUUAAUGGGGAAAGAUAAGCCCCUUUUAUUGAUUUGUCAAAACUCAUUUAAGAGCUUUUAAUUCCUGAUGACGAUAUCAAUUUAAUGUAGUGUAGUAAUGAAAAGAUACAUGAUAUAUUACUAAACCCUUAACCUAUUUAAAGUUAUUUAACAAUAAUCCUUGCGUCUGUAACUAGUUUGACCUUGAGCUCUAGUUCAGGUCUGGAAGGGACUGGUGAACUGUUCAGGUCAAAUUAUGGUUCCGUGUUCUGAAAACAAUAAAUAAGGAAAGAAAUCCAGCACUUAUAGGACUUUGGUUUGUACAGAUCCGAUGGUCAACAUGAAUCAAGUGGUCGGAACAAACCAUUAUUAUUGCAACAUUUUCUCCUGUAAUGAUUAUUUUUGGAAAAUUGGUUUAGGAAAUCACAGAGAAAAAAAUAGCACUUGAACUCAUCCAAUUUUAUCGGUGUGAAGUUGUUUUUAGGAAUAAAGCAGUGUGGAAUGGCAUCAGGAUGUGGGGUCCGAUCCCCUCACUCCAGCCGACAUGGUUGGGUUGAGACCAAAGUAGGUCCUCUAGUGGCAGCUGUGCUGUCUGAGUCGAGUACAACAGGGCUGAGAGAGUGGCUGUAGACUUGCCUUGUUGUCAAGUUCAAACACAUUCUGUAAUCUCUUUUGUAGUGUUUUGUACUUCAGAAUGAUGUCUCUGUUUAAUAGAACUGGCUGAUGCAGGUCCCCUCCGAACAUGCCGAUUAUUCUCUUCAUGAAAUCACAACUCAGCUGAUGCCUAACCAAUUCAAUGAUCUCCAAGUGUGUUAUCCAGGACAGUGUGUUUUCAUCAGUGACCUCCUGAUGGUGUCUCAUGGGUUUAUUUAGGAAAAUCCUUUCUUAGAGUGAAACUGCGAGCUUUGAUGUCACUAUAGAAAUGUCAAAUUUAGCUACAGAGAUCUGUGAAAGGAGUAAAGAUGAAUCAGCUUUAACAUUAGUUUUGUCACCAAUGGAAUCAGGGAUGUUUAUCUGCUGCCUAAGGGUCAGUGACGGACAAUAAAGAGAAUCAGCUAAAGCUAACUAGGUGGUUCAGUUCAUCCAUCCAGUGAUUCCUCCGACAGCCUUUUUCCUCUGGUCCCUUUAUGAAGCAAGUGUGAAGCAAUACUUCGUGGUUCAGGAUGCAAGUCAACAAGGCCACCUUAAAUGGCGCGUGUUAUUCCAAAACUGACGGUUUGAUGUGGCCCCUUUUGACCUUCUUUUGGCUUCAUUCGGGUGGAUUUCUUUACUCUCCUGGGUCCGAUACAGAACGUCUUUCUGCCUUCACUGUUAACUGCAGAACACUUGACUGUUGAAUUGUGCCUCAUGUGAGCAGUGAAGCCACAUUGCACACCCUCUGAACCAAUCCACCGCCCCAUUCUUUAUUGUUCUCAAGGUUCUUCUGGCCUCCUCCUUCUCAGCUCUUUGAACAUAGCGAAUGUUUCCAGGCACAUGAUCCUUCCGCAUGCCGACCAAUAAAUACAUCCACAUGCAUUUGUCACCAUGGGCACAAACAAGUGUUGUUUAAUCUCAUGCGCUGUAUAAAUUGCGAUUAUCACAUGUACAACUUUAAAAUAGAGAUACAUUUUUUCUUUUACAUGGAAACAGCAUGAUGCUUUAUACAUAGCGAUUUGUUUGUGCACAUGAUGGAGUCAACUAUGAUGGCAAUAGUUGCUGUUGCUGUGGCAACUGAACUACAACAUGGCUACCUUUUUAUAAUCAUGAUUGUGAUUAUUUUCUGCUGUGUUCUUGAAUUAAGAUACUCCAAUAACUUAUUCGGAAAGGGAAUGUGUCGGUAGCUUGUCUUGUCGGUGAUUCAAUAUUUUAUAAGCGACUUGCCUGUACUAUCCAAAGGUGGUUUCACUUAUUUUGGUGGGGAUUAUUUUCAUGUUUUUCCUCCUCGAACAUUGUUGUAAGGCAACACAGUAAUGGAUUACGUCAGGCGGGGAAAGAGGUUGUUGGAGUGAAGUGCUGGGCUCCACCUGCGCGGAGCGGAGAGCUCUCAUCAUCCCUGUCACUGGUCUCCGUGGCGGCCCCUUCCUGCCCAGCUGUGCUGGGUGAUGUCCAUCCUUGCUGCCAGUUUACGAAUGUUUGACGUUCACCUCGUUUGCACUUAUGUACAUAAAUAUGUCAAGAAUAACUCAAAAUUUAUUUUGAAUAAAUAUAUAUAGAAAAGGUUGAUUAAAAAUCCAAUCAAUGUCGAUGAACGUUUUAGUGAAGACAAAUGCCUUUUUCGUUGCUGUUUGCCAAGCUUAAUGUUGCUGAGUUCUAAACAUCAAUAAUUCUGUUUUUUUUUUCAAUCCUCCUACCUGGAGGUUUUAAAUCAUAUAUCUAUGAUAAUAAUAAUAAUGGAAACUGUGAAUAAAAACAUCCAUCUUUUUCUCCACAGUGCGGCGCCACCUACAGCACGUAGGAAUCAUUCUAGUCUUCUUAUAAAACAAAAUUCAAACUGGUUUAGCUCUUCAUGAAUUCUGGCACAGCUGAUGCUUUCGGACACGUUGCCAAGAGACUGGUCCUGUGAGUGGCAGGACUGAGUCAUGCCGAUGAGUCAGUUCGCAGUUCUGCCGCUGUUGAAUAUUGACUUCAAAUGUCUCAGCUCGAAUGACCCAAAACAACAGUUUGUAGGAGGGUAAGGUCCGAAACACAACUCUGUCUCUGCGAUAACUGGCGUGUGGCUUUUUACUGAGUUCAUCUGAACGUAACAUUCAGUGUCCGUGCCUCUGAUCUCCAACAGGCCAUUAUGUUUCUCCUUUAUCACUCAAAAAAAAAACCAAACAGCACAUUUAUAUGUUGUGUGUGAAAUGUAUCCCUUUACUCACAGUUGUGUGUUGAGGCUCUGAAAUGUGGGUGCCGUCUCGACAGUGCUCUGCGUGAGAGAGGCAUGGGGCCAAAGACUGUCCAGGACUAAGCCAUAUCAAACUGUUAUCAGCGAGCAUAACAGCCGCGUGUGUCGUUUCAUUCAUCCUCUGCCAGUGAUAGUGUCUGUGCUGCUGUGCAACAUUUCAUUCGCAGUGUUGGCUAUGAUGAGUAAGUUACUGUGCCUCUAUGACGAAUUCUGUAACUUCUGUUUGACCUUUAAUAAAACAUCAGUCAGA